AUGGGCUUCAUAUUUCAUGAGACGAUCGGAGGAACAGCCCCGCCACGCGGAGCGCCUGUAAAGUUCGUUUUUGGAGUUGGAAGAGAGGUGAAGGGAGGUAUGUAUAAUUUGGUUGUGUUUAUUUCCAAAGCUAUUCCGAAUAUUAAUGACGAUCAUGAUCAUUCUUCCACUCAUGCACAACGACGACCAGGACGAAGAACAAGGCCGCCAGAGACCAAGGCCACUAUCAAGGUGAAGGCCGUAGUCACUACUACUAUGGCCUGGAUUGUGCGACAGAGGGGUUGGAUGAGGCGGAAUGAUUGGUCCAACGCUGUCAGUAGUGGUCUUAUCGGGCGCCAUGAUCUAAAAAUGUGCCGACAGCCGUCUGAUCACGUCAACGCUGGAUAUGUUCAAGGUUUCGCACUCGAGCUCGACGCAAACAUCUACAGUGGAUCCACUGCCCUCCCGAUUGGUCCCACGACGAAGUCGCAUCACCUCUUGGACUGUGCUUUCGAGCAAUUCGAACAGAAAAUGCUUACAUGGACCUACAUCGCUUUUUCCAGUGUGUAUCGACCAAGCUUGCGCCCUUGUUGCAACGAUUAA
Laccaria bicolor S238N-H82 is the source of this 582-nucleotide messenger RNA. RefSeq lists its product as uncharacterized. Lineage: Eukaryota; Fungi; Basidiomycota; Agaricomycetes; Agaricales; Hydnangiaceae. The transcript is spliced from 3 exons. The record is from RefSeq and is a predicted model, not a curated record. Bases 1 to 582 code for a protein of 193 amino acids.